Molecule: messenger RNA, 2415 nt
Organism: Salvia splendens (bonfire salvia)
Lineage: Eukaryota; Viridiplantae; Streptophyta; Magnoliopsida; Lamiales; Lamiaceae
Product: CDPK-related protein kinase
Exons: 11
Coding region: 233-2071 (612 amino acids)
Biological process (GO): protein phosphorylation
Molecular function (GO): protein kinase activity; calcium ion binding; ATP binding
Source: RefSeq, a predicted model, not a curated record
UUUUUCCUUUUAUACUCCAAAGCACCCAUCGUCGUUUACUUUUUAUCACCUUCUCCGCAGAUCCCUCUCUCUCACUUGCUUCACUUUCUUCUUUCGUAGAGAUUCAAAGCUGCAAUCCCUUUAUAAAAAUGUGUUCAAAUCUUUGAACUUUGAAACAAGGUUUUCAGCUGCUGCGGACUAAUAAGAGAGAGACAGAGAAAAAAAAGUUGAGAUUUUGUGUGUAUAAACGGAAAUGGGCGUUUGCACUUCUAGACCCAAACCCUCUCAAGAGCUCAAUUGCCAUUCAUCAGAUGAAAUUCGGGAUAAUUAUGCCCCGAAUCAGAAUAACGGUGAGCACCAAGUUCCUUCGAAGAACAGCCGCGAGAAUGGGAGAACUUCUGGAAGCUUCGAGAAGAACAAGAGCGAGGAAAAAGGUGAAGCAGGAAAAAAGUCUCCGUUUUUCCCCUUCUAUAGCCCGAGCCCGGCUCAUUACCUCUUCUCCAAGAAGUCUCCGGCGAGAUCUCCGGCGCCAGGGAGCGGCACGCCGAGGAGGUUUUUCAAGAGGCCGUUUCCGCCGCCGUCUCCGGCGAAGCAUAUCAAGGCGGUGUUGGCGCGGCGGCACGGCUCGGUGAAGCCGAAUGAGGCGGCGAUACCGGAGGGGAAGGAGGUGGAAGGGGCGGGUUUGGAUAAAAGCUUCGGCUUUUCGAAGAAUUUCUACAGCAAAUAUGAGGUUGGGGAAGAAGUUGGGCGAGGGCAUUUUGGGUAUACUUGUAAGGCCAAGUUCAAGAAGGGGGAGCUCAAGGGCCAGGAGGUUGCUGUUAAGUUCGUACCUAAAGCCAAGAUGACCACUGCUAUAGCCAUUGAAGAUGUGAGGAAGGAGGUGAAGAUAUUAAGAGCAUUGACAGGUCACAACAAUCUCAUCCAGUUUUAUGAUGCUUAUGAAGAUCAUGACAAUGUUUAUGUAGUCAUGGAGUUAUGUGAAGGAGGUGAACUUUUGGAUAAAAUACUUUCGAGGGGUGGCAAGUAUACAGAAGAAGACGCAAAAUUGGUGAUGAUACAAAUACUGAAUGUUGUUUCGUUCUGCCAUCUCCAGGGUGUGGUGCACCGGGAUCUUAAACCUGAGAAUUUCUUGUUUACAACCAAAGAAGAAGACUCAACAUUGAAGGCCAUUGAUUUUGGAUUAUCAGAUUUUGUAAAACCAGAUGAAAGGCUUAAUGAUAUCGUUGGCAGUGCAUAUUACGUAGCGCCUGAAGUUUUACAUAGGGCAUACAGUACUGAGGCCGAUGUUUGGAGCGUUGGCGUUAUAGCAUAUAUAUUGUUAUGUGGGAGCCGGCCAUUUUGGGCUCGAACUGAAUCUGGCAUCUUUCGAGCUGUUGUUAAAGCUGAACCAACUUAUGAGGAACCACCUUGGCCAACUUUGUCUUCUGAGGCCAAAGAUUUUGUCAAGCGUUUGCUUAACAAGGAUCCGAGGAAACGGAUGAGUGCAGCUCAAGCCAUGUGUCAUCCGUGGCUCAGAAAUACCAGUAACGUAAAAGCACCAUUGGAUAUAUUGAUAUUUAAGCUCAUGAAAGCGUAUAUGCGAUCAUCUCCCCUAAGAAAAGCUGCACUACGGGCUUUAUCGAAAACACUGACAGCUGACGAACUCUUCUACCUGAGGGAGCAGUUUGCACUGCUCGAGCCAAACAAAAACGGCACCAUAUGUUUAGAUAAUAUUAAAACGGCCUUGAAGAAAAACGCAACUGAUGCCAUGAACGAAUCUCGCAUCUUUGAUUUUCUUGCUUCGCUGAAUGCACUUCAAUAUAGAAGAAUGGAUUUCGAAGAAUUCUGUGCUGCUACUUUGAGUGUGUAUCAGCUGGAAGCGCUGGAUAGAUGGGAGCAACACGCACGUUGCGCUUACGAGCUCUUCGACAAGGAUGGCAACAGGACUAUCAUGAUCGAGGAACUCGCUUCGGAACUCGGGCUUAGCCCUUCGGUCCCUGUUCAUGCUGUUCUUCACGACUGGAUCAGACACACCGACGGGAAGCUCAGUUUCCUCGGAUUUGUGAAGCUGUUGCACGGCGUGUCCAGCCGGGCUCUGGGGAAACCUCAUUAGGAUGAUAGUGGUGAUAGAGCAUGAAAGAUCUGGCAAACAGAAUUAAAGAAAAGGAGUUCUGCAGCCAGUGUAAAGCCAUAGUUAAUUUUGAGAGCAGGUUGAAGUGGACAUUCAUAUCAUAGCACACCCAUUUCGUCUGACAUACGACGCUCGCUGCCUGACAUAACCUUCCUUUGUACAUCUUCUUCCACCAUCUAAUCUAUUCAUUCUCCUUUUUCUUUUUUUAUUUUCAGCAAUAUUAUUUAAUGGGAAAUUAAUGUGAAACACGAACCUAUGUACAGAAUUGUUCAUGUGUGGAGUUGUUGAAGUUCAACUAUAUAUUUGAUUGUUCAAUCAAGCCAAAA